Messenger RNA from Gavialis gangeticus (Gharial), 932 nucleotides. It is a transcript of the gene TMEM14A, whose product is annotated as transmembrane protein 14A. Lineage: Eukaryota; Metazoa; Chordata; Crocodylia; Gavialidae. Gene Ontology annotation, cellular component: mitochondrial membrane. The transcript is spliced from 4 exons. The coding region runs from base 38 to 343 and encodes 101 amino acids. Gene Ontology annotation, biological process: regulation of heme biosynthetic process. The record is from RefSeq and is a predicted model, not a curated record.
AGUGCUACUGUUUCUUUUCUUCUCCAGAGUUGUCACCAUGGCUGUCGACUGGAUCGGUUUUGGUUAUGCUGUGUUGCUGGCUGCCGGAGGUGCCAUGGGAUAUGUACGGAAAGGUAGUAAAACCUCCCUGGUAGCUGGUCUCACCUUUGGAUCGGUGGCUGGUUAUGGAGCUUAUUGUGUAACACAUGACCCCAGAGAUGUGAAGAUAUCAUUAUUUUCUGCUUUUCUUCUGACCAUUGUAAUGGGAGUAAGGUUCAAGAGGUCCAAGAAACUUAUGCCAGCUGGCCUAAUAGCUGGUAUAAGCCUUUUGAUGAUUUUGCGACUUGUUUUUAUGCUGCUGUAAGAAACCAGAACCAAGAAUUGAAGUAGAAGUAUUUUAUCUCUGGACAGAUAGACAAGCUCUUUAUACUUGAAAGAUAAGUUUCAACAAAGCUGUUUCUGGCAUUUUUCUGUUAAAUGAUAUAUACCUGUGAUAUGUUCCUGUGAUCACCUCUGAUCUCAGAUUUCUCUGGUAUUUUUCAAGUUUGGUUUAUUUUAUUCAACAAGACUGUUUGUUUGUUUUCAUUUAAGCAGCUUGCUAACUUGCAGGUAACUCAUUAGCUUGAUUUUUCAAAUGUUCUGAGCUGGUGACACUCCAAUGGAGGUCACUGAGAGCUAGGAAUGCUGUAUACCUUGGAAAAUCAAAACAUGCUCGUGUGUCAGGAAAGCUAAAAAGCCAUAUAAACUAUAAGCCUCUUGCUUCUGACACUAUGUAAUCAAAAGAAGCUCUAAAAUAUUGUUAGUAUUGAUUGUAUAUAUUGUAUCAAAAUCACUGAGUAAGGGUAAAUGCCUUGGCACUAUAAAACACUGUUUCAAAAUCUGUAAAUCUCUGGUCUUCCAUGUACAAAUUGUCAUGGAUAUUAAUUCUAAUAAAAGAUGGAACUUUUAAAGUA